Molecule: messenger RNA, 825 nt
Organism: Mercenaria mercenaria
Lineage: Eukaryota; Metazoa; Mollusca; Bivalvia; Venerida; Veneridae
Product: monocarboxylate transporter 14-like
Exons: 4
Coding region: 1-825 (274 amino acids)
Biological process (GO): transmembrane transport
Molecular function (GO): transmembrane transporter activity
Source: RefSeq, a predicted model, not a curated record
AUGAACGUACAGGAUCUUGAGAUUCCACAGCCACCGUUUAGUCCCCAUAACCCAAUGCAUGAUAUUGAUAUAUCUACAAAUGGCGUAGAGAAACUCCUUAAAUACCUUGACCCCCACAAGGCUGCAGACAAAUCGGGAAAGAAGGCAGAAGCUACUGACAUAUGGAAAAUAAUGAUUGAAGUUCUCCAGAACUGUAGAUUUAUGGUGUUCUUUGUAUCUAGCGUAACUACGUUCACUGUUGUAUUUUGUCCUGCGACAUUCCUACCGGAUUUGAUGCGAGAUGCCCGAUAUAAUCUCCAAGAAAUAUCCUGGUGUGUCAUGAUAAUGGGUUUCGGAAAUUUAAUUGGUCGCCUAAUAAAUGGUACCUUUGCAUCUAAAUUCAACAACCACGUGCCGUGGAUCCAUGGAAUCACACUUUUAGGAUUUGCUGCUACCACUACAUUGACCAUUACGUCACAUUCGUUAACAUCAUUAAUAGUAUUAUCGGCCCUGUUAGGACUGUUCUCAGGUGGUUAUUUUGGUCUUCAUAUGGCAGUAGUUGCCCACUACCUUAAAAGAUCCCAGAUCCCAGUUGGUUUUGGAAUGAUAGUAGCAGCAAAUGGUGUCUCGUCAACCGCUGGGGUUCCACUCGCUGGUCUGGUGUCUGAUGCAUUCGAUGGUGAAAAAGGCUCGUUUGUGUUUGGAGGUUGCGUGAUGUUCAUCGCCGCUCUGGUUUUAUCCGUCAACAUGGUGAAAGAGUUCUUUGUGCGAUGGACUUCUGAUGUCGAAGCUAAAGAUGAAUAUAACGUUGAAGUUCACUAUGAAAAUGAAAUAACACACUUAUAG